AUGGCCCGACUCACGAGCCGCGAUGGUGCCUCCAAGGCUUUCUCUUGGACCACUGUCUUUUACCUUCUUUUGGUUCUGAUUGCGCCUAUGGCCUUGUUCAGCUCCACUGCUCACGCCGAGGAGAACGCCACCGAUGAAUAUGGCACUGUUAUUGGUAUUGAUCUGGGAACCACCUACUCUUGUGUUGGUGUUAUGCAGAAUGGCAAGGUCGAGAUUCUCGUUAACGACCAAGGAAACCGUAUCACUCCCUCUUACGUGGCCUUUACCGAUGAGGAGCGUCUUGUCGGUGACGCCGCUAAGAACCAAUACGCCGCCAACCCCACCAACACUGUCUUCGAUAUCAAGCGAUUGAUUGGUCGCAAGUUCGAUGACCGUGAUACCCAGAAGGACGCCAAGCACUUCCCCUUCAAGGUUGUCAACAAGGAUGGCAAGCCCAACGUCAAGGUUGAGGUCAACAACUCCCCUAAGGUCUUCACCCCCGAGGAGGUCUCCGCCAUGAUUCUCGGCAAAAUGAAGGACAUCGCCGAGAGCUACCUGGGCAAGACUGUUACCCACGCCGUCGUUACCGUUCCCGCCUACUUCAACGAUGCUCAGCGUCAAGCCACCAAGGAUGCUGGUACCAUUGCCGGCCUGAACGUCCUCCGUGUUGUCAACGAGCCUACCGCUGCCGCUAUCGCCUACGGUCUGGACAAGACCGGUGAUGAGCGCCAGGUCAUCGUCUACGAUCUCGGUGGUGGUACCUUCGAUGUUUCCCUUCUGUCUAUCGAUAACGGUGUUUUUGAGGUUCUGGCUACCGCUGGUGACACCCACCUUGGUGGUGAGGACUUUGACCACCGUGUCAUGGAUUACUUCGUUAAGCUCUACAACAAGAAGAACGACGCCGAUGUCGCUAAGGACCUUAAGGCUAUGGGUAAGCUGAAGCGUGAGGUUGAGAAGGCCAAGCGUACUCUGUCUUCCCAGAUGUCUACCCGUAUCGAAAUCGAGGCUUUCCACAACGGCGAUGACUUCUCCGAGACUCUGACCCGCGCUAAGUUCGAGGAAUUGAACAUUGAUCUGUUCAAGAAGACCCUGAAGCCUGUUGAGCAGGUUCUCAAGGACGCUAAGGUCAAGAAGUCUGAGGUUGAUGAUAUUGUUCUUGUUGGUGGUUCUACUCGUAUUCCCAAGGUCCAGGCUCUUCUCGAGGAGUUCUUCGGUGGCAAGAAGGCCAGCAAGGGUAUUAACCCUGAUGAGGCUGUUGCUUUCGGUGCUGCCGUCCAGGGUGGUGUCCUGAGCGGUGACGAGGCCACUGUUGAUGUCGUUCUUAUGGAUGUUAACCCUCUUACUCUCGGUAUUGAGACCACUGGCGGUGUGAUGACCAAGCUCAUCCCCCGUAACACUGUCAUUCCUACUCGCAAGUCGCAGAUCUUCUCCACUGCGGCUGACAACCAGCCCACCGUGUUGAUCCAGGUGUUCGAGGGUGAGCGCUCGAUGACCAAGGACAACAACCAGCUCGGCAAGUUUGAGCUGACUGGCAUUCCUCCUGCUCCUCGUGGUGUUCCUCAGAUCGAGGUCGCCUUUGACCUGGAUGCCAACGGUAUUCUCAAGGUUAGCGCCAGUGACAAGGGCACUGGUAAGGCCGAGUCCAUCACUAUCACCAACGACAAGGGUCGCCUCACCCCCGAGGAGAUCGAGCGUAUGGUCCAGGAAGCUGAGGAAUUCGCCGAGGAGGACAAGGCGAUCAAGGCCAAGAUUGAGGCCCGUAACGGACUGGAGAACUACGCCUUCAGCCUGAAGAACCAGGUCCAGGACGAUGAGGGUCUUGGUGGCCAGAUCGAUGAGGACGACAAGCAGACCAUUCUGGACGCUGUCAAGGAGGCUGUUGACUGGUUGGAGGACAACGCCGCCACUGCCACCGCCGAGGACUUCGAGGAGCAGAAGGAGCAGCUCUCUAGUGUCGCUUACCCCAUCACUAGCAAGCUGUACGGCUCUGCUCCUCCUCCUGAGGAUGAUGAGCCCUUGGACCAUGACGAACUGUAA
Penicillium malachiteum is the source of this 2016-nucleotide messenger RNA. RefSeq names its product Hsp70 family ATPase KAR2 (gene bipA). The transcript is spliced from 3 exons. The record is from RefSeq and is a predicted model, not a curated record. Gene Ontology annotation, cellular component: cytoplasm; membrane; endoplasmic reticulum lumen. Gene Ontology annotation, biological process: cellular response to unfolded protein; endoplasmic reticulum unfolded protein response; protein refolding. Gene Ontology annotation, molecular function: ATP hydrolysis activity; ATP-dependent protein folding chaperone; heat shock protein binding. Bases 1 to 2016 code for a protein of 671 amino acids. NCBI's taxonomy places the organism in Eukaryota, Fungi, Ascomycota, Eurotiomycetes, Eurotiales, Aspergillaceae.